Messenger RNA from Acanthaster planci (crown-of-thorns starfish), 2382 nucleotides. RefSeq names its product beta-1,3-galactosyltransferase 1-like. Gene Ontology annotation, biological process: protein O-linked glycosylation. NCBI's taxonomy places the organism in Eukaryota, Metazoa, Echinodermata, Asteroidea, Valvatida, Acanthasteridae. Gene Ontology annotation, molecular function: hexosyltransferase activity. The record is from RefSeq and is a predicted model, not a curated record. Gene Ontology annotation, cellular component: Golgi membrane.
UAUGCGUGUACACCGUACAACUGUGGCAUCUAACUAAGAUUCAUUCCUUGUUGGCACCUGUAAAGUCCAUCCGAAUAUGACAGAACUUUUAUGAAAAGUGGUGCAGAGAAUGUACGUCGGCAGACUCAAGAGUCUUCUUGUUCCAGUGUUGGCCGUUAUCUUGAUAAUGCUGGUACUCAACAUGAAGGGACCGGCUAAUGUUCUCCAGCAGAUUGAAGUACAUGGGAACCUGUUACACCUCGGCCAGAGAGACUUCGCUUUUGUUGGCACAGCGAGAACGUUCAACUGGAUGCUCAAUUACACAAAGUAUUUAGUUGCUGCCUACUCACCCACCAAGGGUCACGUUAAUCCGCACAACUUUAAACUUGUUUUGGACGAACCAAUGGCAUGCAUGGAUCCCAAGACUGAGACUCCCAAACCAGUCCUCCUGCUCGUGCUUGUAGCCAGUAUUCACAGGAACUUUAAACGGAGACAAGCCAUCCGGGAAACUUGGGGCAGCCUGAAGCAGCUGGCCGGUCUCCCCAUCGUGACACUGUUUCUACUAGGGGACAGGGGAGACCCGAGCCUCCACAAGCGGGUUCUGGAAGAGAGCUUGCAACACCACGACCUCUUGAUGGAGGACUUUGUGGACACCUACCGUAACUUGACCUUGAAGACCAUGAUGGCCAUGAAGUGGGCCAGCACCCACUGUCCACAGGCCUCGUUUGUCAUGAAGACGGAUGACGACAUGUUCGUCAGCUAUCAGAAUCUCCUGGACUACGUGACUGUCCUAGAUCCCCCUAGAAUUGACCUCGCGUUUGGGCUCGUCAUUGCUGGAGAAGCCCCCAUUCGCGACAAGGGGAGCAAGUGGUACAUGCCCCAGGAUGUCUUUCCAGGAAACUUGUAUCCCCCAUGGCUGUCUGGCGGUGGUUUUGUUCUCUCUGGUGACGUACCAGGGAAGAUUUACGCAGCGUCUCUAGAAGCCAGAUACCUCCAUCUAGAAGAUGUGUUUGUUGGUUUGUGCUUGGAGAAACUGAAUGUCAAGCCCAUUAUGAACCGCCAAUUUAGUAAUCUUCACAUCAAGUAUUCAUACUGCAGAUUUCGCUAUGUAAUUACUGCCCAUUCCUAUGGCCCAGACCAGCUUAGGACAAUGUGGAAAGAGCUGCUCAUUCAAAAGCCAUGUUGGCCCUGGACUUAGAACUACAUCAACGCUGAAGCUUUGUUGUUUGCCUGGAAGAAUAAUUGUAUUUGCAACUUACAUGUACGUGUGUACAAUUGCUGCUAUGGACAAAGAGUUUUUGAUCCCCGUUUUUUAUUCUGAAAUUAUUUCAGUCAAUUUUUUUAAAGAGUCAAACCUCUGAUAUGAGGGACACUUCAUAAUGGCUCACAGCUGUAAUGUGGGAUAUGACUUUUGAAAACCUAAGGGAUGCAUACAUGUACAUGUAGCUAAUACCUAAGGGUGUUUAAACCCUCCUAUCCUACCUCACAGCAGUCCACAACAGCUGUGUCAUAUCCAUCUUAAUGACUUUUCACUUGCUUUUCUAAGGGAAAUUAAGGGCGACAAAGAAAUCUUUGAACAUUAGUGGUUCAGUCCCUGCAUUACUCUUUGCACUGCAAAGAACCGUGUGAUAUACAACACUGGCUGUUGCGAUGUCUAACGGUGAGUGUGACAUGCAGUUAUGUCGCCCUGUCCCGUGAUUGUUCUGAGCCAAUGAAAAAAAACACAGUAAGAAAAGCAGAGGUAUAACAAAUGCUGAUUUUCUUAAGUGAGUGCUUGAAAUGCAAAUCAAAGUUUGGCACAAAAGAGGAAAUGUACUGUGACAGUGACACCGUGUUGGGGAAAAUAUCAAGGGGGGUUGGGCAGAUCCCGUCUCCAGCGCUUUAAGGGUUGAGAUUGGAGGGGCCACAGAGUUGGAGGGUAGAGCAACAAUUAAAAAUGAGUUGGUGUGGGUCAUGCAUAUUUCUUUCCUCAUUCUUCUUGUGAUGUGCUAAUAUGUUUUCUUGUGGUCGGUUCAUAAAACAUUCCUAGCUUCGAUGAGGCAAUAAUCAUGCUUUGAAAUCAGGGUGCUGUUGAAAAAUCAUGAGAUAUCAGUAAUCAUCGUUUUUUUGAUUAGGCGACCCAACCGUUAGAGGGACAAGUAACAUGAGAUGAUGAGUAGUUCCUCCAUAAUUCAGAUAUGUGUAGCAAUCACUUGUCAUCAGAUUAAAUGUGAAACAAGGUCCUCACAUCAGCUCGUAGCCAGUUGUUAAAUAACUGGCUGAGAAACUGCCAUUGUACAAAUGGCCUUCUCUCCUUGGUGCUUUCAAACUGAUGAAAUCCACGUUUUAUUAUGUGCUUUAUUAAUGCUGUUUGCUCAAUAUCCAUUAUUUAGGGGAUAUUAGAAAUAAAUAUUCUUAUUGGCA